CUCCACACGAGAAGACUGUUAAAUUGCUUGCUGAGCCACUAUCACGCAUGGCAAAAAUCAAAUGGACCCGGGCCAUGGAUCAAAUAUUAUUCGAUGCUUUGCUUGAACAGAUAUCUCUAGGUUGAAAAGCAGAUAACGGUUUUAAGAAUGGGGCAUAUAAUGAGGCCACUGCGGAGGUGUCGAGGAAGACACAAAUUACAGUGAACUGGCAAAACAUUCAAAAUCGAAUGCGGUAUCACAAGCGUGAGUACAACAAUCUGAAGGACAUGCUGGCCGCAAGUGGUUUUGGUUGGGACAAUGAGCGUAUGGUAGUAAUCGCACCCGACGAGGUCUGGGAUGAGUACCUGAAGUCACAUCCAAGAGCAGAAAGGUUACGUGGAAAGCGGAUUGAGCGAAUGGAUGAUUUGGCGGCGAUUGUUGGUUUGGACCAUGCAAUAGGCCGCUAUGCUCAGGGAAGCAGAAACAUGGCUGCAUCUUCCUCUCGUAUUCAGCGAGAUUUGAAUGACGCUUAGACUGAGCUAGACGAUGAGACAGAUGUACUUAUCGAUCUUUCCGAGGAUCAUCUCGAAUAUUC
This is a messenger RNA of Magnolia sinica, 574 nucleotides long. RefSeq lists its product as uncharacterized. The transcript has 2 exons. The coding region runs from base 228 to 512 and encodes 94 amino acids. NCBI's taxonomy places the organism in Eukaryota, Viridiplantae, Streptophyta, Magnoliopsida, Magnoliales, Magnoliaceae. The record is from RefSeq and is a predicted model, not a curated record.